AUGUGGGUCAAAUCACUCCUCUCAAGUGAACAACCGACGUGGACACUCUUUGUGCAUGACAUAAUAGCCCAGACAGGCCUGAGUACCGAAAGAAAUAUCAGUCCCGAAGUUAAGCAGAAUAUCUUCUUACAAUCCUUUGGAACCAAAAAGUCCAGCCUACCACGUGACCUGCAAAGAAUGUACGUCAUUGCAAAGGAAACGGGCGUCCGGGUAGAAGGCAUCGCCUUCUCUAGAGAGUUAAUCCGAAACAGACCAAUAUGGUAUCACUCAGAGGCGGACCCCAGAAUUAGACUCCUGACAAAGUCAGCAGCAAGCAUCUGCCUCCGGGAGAAUCACAACCUACGCCUUGUUAGUGAAGCCGAAGAGAUCGCAGACCUUCUCGAUGACCCAAAUCACAACAACUCUCGCCGGGGAGAAAUUUGCCAAUGCUAUAUAUGCAUAGCUAUGUCAGAUAACCUAGGUUGUGAAAAGCCAAAUGAAUGCAUGCUCCGAGCCAAAGAAUUAUUGGACACACUUCCACCAAAGUGGGACCCAAGGUUCAUGCUUCCAAAAGACUAUGAAGAAGCCCCCAAAAUACUUGAGGAAGGAUACAAAUUUGACCGGAGAGUAACAACUACUGGCGACCAAGCCAACUUGUUCAGGAUCUUCACGGAAGGAGGAGUGUGCAACGACCUACCAGAUCUGAGAAUAGGACCCUCAAACACUGCCAUCAUCACGGCGGUGACAGAUGGUUCCUGUAUCGACAAUGGAACUGCGAAUGCACAGGCAGGCACUGGAAUCUACGUGGAGGGAGAAGAGACACUAAAGAUAGCCCUACGGGUGCCAGCCACUCUCCCACAGACCAAUCAAGUAGGAGAAGCGGUCGCGACA
Desarmillaria tabescens is the source of this 870-nucleotide messenger RNA. RefSeq lists its product as uncharacterized. The record is from RefSeq and is a predicted model, not a curated record. The annotation marks the transcript as partial. Lineage: Eukaryota; Fungi; Basidiomycota; Agaricomycetes; Agaricales; Physalacriaceae. Gene Ontology annotation, molecular function: nucleic acid binding. The transcript has a single exon.